This is a messenger RNA of Suncus etruscus (white-toothed pygmy shrew), 2561 nucleotides long. It is a transcript of the gene FBXL18, whose product is annotated as F-box and leucine rich repeat protein 18. Gene Ontology annotation, cellular component: SCF ubiquitin ligase complex. Gene Ontology annotation, biological process: SCF-dependent proteasomal ubiquitin-dependent protein catabolic process. The record is from RefSeq and is a predicted model, not a curated record. The transcript is spliced from 5 exons. Gene Ontology annotation, molecular function: protein binding. Lineage: Eukaryota; Metazoa; Chordata; Mammalia; Eulipotyphla; Soricidae. Bases 75 to 2204 code for a protein of 709 amino acids.
GCGCCGGCUUUGAGCAUCCCCAACCGGCCAGGUGCGAGGCCCCGGGGCUGCGGCUCCGGCGGCCGCGGCUGGACAUGGCGAGCGUGGGAGAGGAUAGCGGUGCUGGGGACGGCGCCCACCUGCUGGGCUUCUCCGAUGAGAUCCUGCUGCAUAUCCUACGUCAUGUGCCCAGCAUAGACCUGGUGCUGAGCGUGCGGCGCGUGUGCCAGAGGUUAUCAGCUCUGUGCGGCGACCGGAGCCUCACACACACGGUGCUGCUACAAAAGGACUAUGAGGCUACUGAAGACAAGGUGAAGCAGCUGGUGCGGGUCAUCGGCCACGAGGUGCAGCAGCUGGACAUGACCGGCUGCUACUGGCUGUCAGGUGCCACGGUGGAGCAUGUGGCCCGCUGCCACCGCCUGGUGAAGGUAAACCUGGCCGGCUGCCACCUCACCUCACUGCGCCUCUCCAAGAUGUUGUCAGCACUGCCACUCCUACGCUCUCUGGCCAUCGAUGUAAGCCCUGGCUUCGAUGCCAGCCAACUGAGCAGUGAGUGCAAGGCCACCCUGAGCCGCGUACGGGAGCUGAAGCAGACGCUUUUCACGCCCUCGUACGGCGUGGUGCCCUGCUGCAGCAGCCUGGAGAAGCUACUGCUCUACUUUGAGAUCCUGGACCGCUCGCGGGAAGGCGCGGUGCUCUCAGGCCAGCUGCUGGUGGGCCAGAGCAAUGUGCCGCGCUACCAGAGCCUGCGGGUCUUCUAUGCGCGUCUGGCACCGGGCUACAUCAACCAGGAGGUGGUGCGCCUCUACCUGGCUGUGCUCAGCGACCGCACGCCCGAGAACCUGCACGCCUUCCUCAUCUCCGUGCCAGGUACCUUCGCCGAGAGUGGUGCCACCAAGAACCUGCUGGACUCCAUGGCCCGCCAAGUGGCGUUGGACGCGCUGCAGCUGCCCCGCUCAUGGCUCAACGGCUCGGCGCUGCUGCAGCAGCUGCGCUUCCGCAAGCCUGUCCACGUGAGCUUCAGCCGCUGCGCGCUCUCGGGAUCCCACCUGCUGCAUCGCCUGCUGGAUGGUGGAGGCCAUGACCUGUGCAGUCUGGCUAGCCUCAACCUCAGUGGCUGCGCACACUGCCUGUCCCCCGAAGCGCUGCCCCGGAAGGCUGAGGACGACAUUGACAGUACCCUUCUGGAGGCACUGGUUACUGCCUGUGGCCAGCUACGCCACCUCAACCUGUCGGCCGCCCACCACCACAGCGCUGAGGGGCCAGGCCGCCACCUUUGCCAGCUGCUGGCCAACCUGCGCCACCUUCGCUCCCUGGCACUGCCCGUCUGCUCCGUGGCUGACUCUGCGCCACGGGCUGACCGCGCCCCAGCCCAGCCGGCCGCCAUGCAUGCAGCACCCCGCGGCUUUGGCAAGAAGGUACGCCUUGGCGUGCCCACCUAUCCGGGCCCCGGCUCCUGCCCUGGCCCGCAGCCCCAGCCUGCCUCAGUGUUCUGGUCGCUGCUCAAGAGCAUCCCCUUCCUGGAGCGCCUGGAGCUCAUUGGCUCCAACUUCUCGUCGGCCAUGCCCCGCAACGAGCCAGCCAUUCGCAACUCGCUGCCACCCUGCAGCCGCGCCCAGAGCGUCGGUGACUCCGAGGUGGCUGCCAUCGGGCAGCUGGCCUUCCUCCGCCACCUGACGCUGGCUCAGCUGCCCAGUGUGCUCACAGGCUCCGGGCUGGUAUGCAUCGGCGUGCAGUGCCAGCAGCUCCAGUCGCUGUCGCUAGCUAACCUGGGCAUGCUGGGCAAGGUGGGCUACAUGGCCGCCCUCGCUGACAUGCUGCGGCACUGCUCACGGCUGCGGGACCUCAGGCUGGAGCAGCCAUACUUCAGCGCGAAUGCCCAGUUCUUCCAGGCGCUGAGCCAGUGCUCGGCCCUGCAGAGGCUCUGCCUAGUGUCUCGCAGUGGCACGAUGCAGCCCGAGGCUGUGCUGGCCUUCAUGGACCGCUGCUUGCACGUCAUCAUGUGCCACAUGUUCACUGGGGAAUCCCUGGCGACCUGCAGGAGCCUGCAGCAGUCUCUGCUCCGGAGUUUCCAGGCCAAGCGGCCGGCGCUGAAUGUGGUCAUCUUCCCGCUGCUGCACGAGGGCCUGGCCGAUGCCAUCCGCGAUGUCCCGCUCAUGCACCUGGACGAGAUCACCCUGUUCAAGAGCCGGGUGGCCGAGGAGCCUCCCAACCUGUGGUGGUGAUAAUCGUGGAGGGGCCCCUGUGUACCCCCACAUCUGGGGCAUUCCUGUUUUCUCAUAGAGCCCCAUCUGCCGCUCCCUGCAGGGCUCUUCACACACAUGGGCGCCCAGAUAUCAGCUGAGGCGUGACCAGGGUCCCUCUGCUCUUGGGCCCCAUUGCCCUUCCUGUGGCCUGUCCUUCGCCACCAGUGCCCCUUGCAGGUCUGGGGCUCUGGUGCCCAUCAAGUGUCCUGUCACUUCGGUCCCCCACUGUGCCAAGGACCACAGAGAGCAGGCUGGGGUGUUGGGACCCAGGCCAGGAAAGUACCAUGUGUGUCUGCCACAGGGUCAGGAACUAUUAAACACAGGUGACACAUGACA